Symbiodinium necroappetens is the source of this 1803-nucleotide messenger RNA. The record is from the annotation of a GenBank genome assembly. NCBI's taxonomy places the organism in Eukaryota, Dinophyceae, Suessiales, Symbiodiniaceae.
AUGGCGAACACCACGUGGCUUUCUCCCUCGAUCCUUCGGCUCAGCUUCCAAGAAUCACCCUUGGACAGUCAACUCAGGGCGUUUGCCCUGCAGCAGUGGAAGUCAGAUCCCACCGGAUUGUCUCGAAGCAACCGUGGUGGAUGGCACAGCAAGUAUCUCUGCAUGCGGGAUGCCGAGAGCCUGUCUGGUCUGUAUGAACGCGUCAUCAGAGCUGCGGCGACUUUCUUGGAAGCUGGAACAGCGGUUCGUACCUAUGUCGGGUCCAAAAAAGUACACGUUGCCGCACUGUGGGCAAACGUUAACCGGCCAGAAGAUCUCAAUGUGCCGCAUCAGCAUGCAGCGGAUGGCGCGCAUGGGGAGUCGGUGCCUUUGAUUUCCGCUGUCUACUUCCCAAACCAGGGUGCAGUCAGCGGCUGCAUCGCCAGACUGCAAUUUCCAGGGCAUGCCUGCACACCGAACUCCAGCAAGGAUUGCAGCAUCGAUCCGCGCCCUGGCACCUUGGUGCUGUUUCCGGCUUCAUCUCUGCACAGCGUGGAAGCAUGCGACGCCGAGCUUAGCCAGAGUGCAAGCCAACCUGAAGCAAUUCGGGUUUCAAUCGCCUUCAACCUGCUAGCCCGAGAGUUGUCGGACGAUUUAUAUGCACACGCUGCAUCAGGGGACCUGUCCAGCAUGGAGUCGCAGCUUCAGAAGGCCAACAUAGAUUCACAAGACGGGCUGGGUUUCACUGCAUUGCACCACGCCGCAGAGAGUGGGCACCUUUCCAUGGUCGAUCUUCUUUUGGAGCGGCGUGCAAGCCCGCUGGUCUUGUCCAACAACGGCUCCCUUCCACUUCAUCUUGCCCUGGCUUCGGAGGCUACGUCUGUAGCCUACCGGCUGCUUGAAUCGGCGCCUGCAUCUGCUUCUCAGGCAGGCGGUGCUGCUGGCAGUAUGGCGAUCCACAGUGCUGCUGGACAGGGAGACGUGACUCUUCUCGACCAUCUGCUUGAAAUGCGGGCAGGGUUGCAAUCAAAGCAGGCUGACGGUAGUACGCCGCUGCAUCUUGCAGUGCAGAACGGUCACACUCAGGUGGUGGCCUUCAUUCUGCAGCAGGGAAGGGAAGGCCACAGCGGCCUGGUGACAGCCAGAGAUGAGCGAGGACUUCAACCGGCACAUGAGGCUGCCAGAGGUGGCUUGCUCCCCAUCCUCUCAGAGCUUCUGUCUGCGAGGGCUGAGCCCAAUGCCAAAGAUGAUGAAGGGCACUCCUUGCUGUAUUGGGCAACUUACGGUGGCCACCGAGGGGUGCUAGAAGGCCUCUUGCAAGCUCGGGCCGAGAUCGAGAUCCCUGAGCCGGCUGCAGAAAGCUCCAAGAGAGGGGAGGCCAUGGCCAACUACUUGGCUGCAGCCUUGGUGGGUUCUGGGAGCGAUCCACAGAUUCAGACGGGCGAGCUGAGCCUGAUGCAUGUUGCUGCUGCUGCAGGUCACAUAAGAGUGGCCCAGGCGUUACGGGGGAUGGAGAUGUCACCUGCCGCGGCUGCCUCCUCUUCGAAGCUGCAGCCGCUGCACUUAGCCGCAGCCGGAGCUCAUGUGGCGAUGCUUGGAUGGCUGCUGCUUGCUCGCGGGCAAGUUGAUGCCCGUGCCAGAGGCGACCUGUGCCCUAUUCACUUGGCAUCGCUGGACGGACACCUGCAGGCUUUGGAGGCCUUGCUGUCAUUUCGCGCUUCACCGAAUGCCGUGGCAACUGACGGCAGCCGCCCACUGCAUGUGGCUGCCUCGCGGGGGCACCAGGACCAGCGCAAAGAAAGCGCCAUCAGUCCCUACCCAUAG